This is a messenger RNA of Dentiscutata erythropus, 1461 nucleotides long. NCBI's taxonomy places the organism in Eukaryota, Fungi, Glomeromycota, Glomeromycetes, Diversisporales, Gigasporaceae. The record is from the annotation of a GenBank genome assembly.
AUGCAUCUUUUCUCUUUUUUUUCUAGGCCAAAAACAUUGGUUACACUUUUUCAUCCAAUUUACGUACCAUGUAUACCUAUAAAAUCACAACACAUAAAAAUUUUUCAUAUCUUUACAAAAACUUAUAAUCCUUCUCGGCAUUAUUUACGUGUUCGACAGAAUGAAAAACUUUGGGAUUCAAAGUUAUCCAGUGAUAAAACUGAUUCUGAAAAAAAUUUUUCUGGUCCAUUUACAAAGUUAGAAAAAUCGCCACAUAAAAAUAUAUCUUUUCGUGGUUUGAUUUUAUCAAUUAAACAAUAUACCAUUACUGCUUUUAUGCCCAAAGAUUUUCAUGACUCUGUAACUAAAGAUUAUUGGGGCUUCACGAAAUGGCAUUUUUUUCAGAAUAUUGCCGGAUCUGUCACUGGAGUUUUAUCGACGCAAUCUUUAAUUUACGCCAUGGGACUAGGCGCAAAUUCAAUCCCUCUCGCUGCAGCAUUAAAUUGGAUCAUAAAAGAUGGUUUAGGUCAACUAGGCGGUGUAAUCUAUGCUGCAUCUAUCAAUAACCGUUUUGAUUCUGAGCCAAAACGUCAUCGAUUUCAAUCGAUUGUUCUUAUGCAAUGUGCUUCUUUACUGGAAUUAUUGGCUCCUUUAUGGCCGGGUGUAUUUUUACUGAUCGCUUCGAUUUCAAACAUUGGAAAAAAUAUUGCAUGGCUCGCUGGUUCUGCAACUCGAGCACAAAUGCACAAAACGUUUGCUUUAAGAGAAAAUUUGGGUGAUAUUACUGGAAAGUCGGGAUCACAGAGUACAGCAGCAGGUCUAUUUGGAACUGCCCUUGGUGUUAUUAUCAGUGCUUCCAUUACAACGUAUAAUACUUCUCAAUCAAUUGCUCCAAUCAUUGCCUGCUUUAUUCCAUUUUCAAUUUUCAACAUUUAUUCAAGUUAUUGGUCUAAUCUUUAUGUGACAACAAAUACUCUUAAUGUUCCUCGCACGGAAAUGAUUUUAUAUGAUAUGUUGAAACAGCCUGAUGAAAGAUCAAAUACAUCUCUACCAAAUAAGAAUGUCAUAAAAGAUUUUAUACCAACGCCACAAACUAUAUCAUCACAAGAAAUAUUCGUCGGUUUUUAUCGCUCUUCAUUUGACGUACCUCUGGUGAUUGAACCUGCUUUACAUCGUUACACUUCACAGGAAUAUGCAAGUAACUUGCUUACAUCUCUAACACAUAAAGGAUUCAUUCAUUCUGAAGAAUAUUACAUUCUUCAUGCUCCAAAUCGUAGUUCUGGAAACAGACAGCACGUUGUACUUUGGUUUUCACAAAACGCAAAAUCAAAAGAUAUAAUUAAAGGUUUUUAUCAUGCAUGUGCAAUAAGGUAUUUGUUAAAAGGUCAUGAUUGUUCUAGGCAUGAUAAAGACUAUGACUAUGAAAAUUUUAUUCUUAAUAUUAUGAAAAAUUCUCAUGAAUGGGUGGAAGAUUCAUUUGAG